This is a messenger RNA of Copidosoma floridanum, 6220 nucleotides long. Its product is annotated as lysine-specific demethylase 4A. Lineage: Eukaryota; Metazoa; Arthropoda; Insecta; Hymenoptera; Encyrtidae. Gene Ontology annotation, biological process: regulation of gene expression; chromatin remodeling. Gene Ontology annotation, molecular function: histone H3K36 demethylase activity; histone H3K9 demethylase activity. The record is from RefSeq and is a predicted model, not a curated record. Gene Ontology annotation, cellular component: nucleus; chromatin.
CUAGUGUUGGAUAGAUACUUAGGUUAGUAAAAUUUUAUAAUACAACGUGUCGGUCUCUACGGCGGUCCAGGUCUUCUAAAGAAUCUAGGGAUCCAGUUCAGACGAGCGAGCGCAUCAUAUUCGGCUCACUCAGUAUGCCUAUACUCCAGAUAUAACUUCGUUGACUCCGAAAAUGCUGAAACUGACAUUUCUCAGGGUUCGUGGCAACAAAUUCAUACAAUUUGUCGAAAAAUGCGCUUCACCGCCGAGAAAUCAGUAGUACGUGUGUUGUCCUUCAAACUUUGGAUUGUUCAUAAGUGUCCGUGCUAGCCGAGUGAUUAAUUAAAUACACUUAUCUUGUAAAAGAGUGCGUGCAUGGUGUUGUGUUUUUUAUAAAUUGACGAGUAUUUCCUCGCGUCCUGUUGUUACCGUCGCCUAUCAAGAAAAGACAAAAUAGCCUAACAUCUAGGCACGCUACAAAAGAGCCUCGUUAAGUACAAGACGAUUCUUUCAAGUUGCAUCCUCCAGCACUUGGGCGAUGCUUAGAGACUCACAUAUCAGGUACUCAGUACCUUACCUGCUUGUGUAGUGAACACUUUUCAGAGAAAAGCGGUGGUGGUGUAUCCAAGUACUUGUAUACUUGGGUAUACCCAGAAGCAAAACUAUUGAAACGAAACGAGUGUCAACUCUUGCAUCUUGGUUAAAAGAGUAUAUAGUUUAUAACAUAAUUCGACAAAAUGGCAUGCAAGCCAACAAGUCCCAUGAAAAUCAUGGUGUUUCGACCUACCAUGGAAGAGUUUUUGGAUAUGUCGAAAUAUGUGAAAUAUAUGGAGAGUCAAGGAGCCCACAAAGCUGGUGUUGCUAAAAUUAUUCCGCCAAAAGAAUGGGUGCCUCGGAAACAGGGAUAUAAAAUCGAAGACAUGGAUUUGAUGAUCCCCUCUCCUAUAACUCAAAUGGUAAAUGGCAAACAAGGAAUUUUUCAACAAUUCAACAUACAGCGUAAAUCAAUGAGCGUACAAGAAUACGAAAAGCUUGCCAAUUCCGAAAAGCAUAAAACUCCCAAGCAUUUUGACUACGAAGACUUGGAACGAAAAUAUUGGAAAAAUAUCACUUAUGUGAAUCCUGUAUACGGAGCAGACGUGUCGGGCUCUUUAACAGACGAUGAUGUUAAAGAAUGGAAUAUACAGAAACUUGGGACAAUACUUGAUUGCGUCGAAAAAACAAUCGAGGGCGUAACCACGGCCUACCUGUACUUUGGGAUGUGGAAGACAACAUUCACCUGGCAUACCGAAGACGAAGAAUUAUAUUCUAUAAACUAUCUUCAUUUUGGUUCACCCAAGACGUGGUAUGCCAUUCCUCCUGAACAUGGGAGACGUUUUGAGCGCUUGGCAAGUGGUUUCUUUUCAUCGGCAUCUAAAAGCUGCGCAGCUUUCUUACGACACAAGAUGUCACUAAUUUCACCUCAAGUUUUAAAACAAUACUCAAUUCCAUUUGAUAAGAUUACCCAAGAGGCAGGAGAAAUUAUGAUUACUUUUCCGUAUGGUUACCAUGCGGGUUUUAAUCAUGGUUUCAACUGUGCAGAAUCGACAAAUUUUGCUACGGAACGGUGGAUUGAGUAUGGGAAGAGAGCUGUUCACUGCACUUGCAGUACCGACAUGGUCAGAAUUUCAAUGGUACCAUUUGUCAAACGAUUUCAACCAGACAAAUAUGAACUAUGGAUUUCUGGAAAGGACAUUGGAUAUCAUCCCGAAGAUCAUACUAAAAAACUAGCUGCUCCCCAACCUUGCAAAGAAGAUCUUAUUGCUGAUGGUGGUAUCAACGUCAUACCGAAAAAAAAUUCUAAAAGACAUACUAUUCAUCAGAAGAAGAAGAUUCAUUCACUCAGUCAAAUGUUACCAGAAAAUGAAAAAUUAUCAGGUAUCAAUGAAGCCAAAGGUCUAGACAAUGGCUUUAAUCAUGAAAAAAUUAAAAAGAGAAAACGAAAAUCACUCAUUGAUUCCAAGAAAAGUAAAUUACCUAAGCUGAGUGAUGUUGAUGGUACUGAAACAGUUAUAGUAAAAGAAAAUUCGAAGAAAAGAGGUGUAUUUAGUGACUUUACAUCGAUGAGUAUACCAAAAGUAUUACAAAAGUUGCAUUUCUCUAAGGCACGUCUUAACCAGAUAAGGAAAAUAAGAAAAAUAAAAACACACUUAAAUCAAUAUAAUGAUGCAAAGUUGAAAGAAGAAGUAAUGUUGCCCAAAGAGGAAGCUUUAACGGGAACACUUCCUUGGAUGGCCCUGCCAGAGUUUAAAAUUUCGGGAGGCCCAGCGAGAGAUCCUCUCACGUCUGUAUACGGGUAUGGUAUCAAAAAAAAUUCAUUAUUGGAGUAUCAGCAACCAAUAAAAGAUGAUGUUAAAAAUGAAGAAUUACAAGACAUUAACACCAAGGAGAUUGAUUUAUCUGAUUCUGCUGCACUUCGGCAAUUUUUAAACAAAACUCCUAACGUCGAUGAUACAACAAUACCACCUACAAAUGUUCCUUUAGAAAGUGAAAUAAGUUUUCCGCAUCCCGAAGUAAAGACUGCUCCGUGUGAGAAUGACGAUGAUAAAGUAUUUUCUGCCAAUGAUUGGCAACAACAUAUUGAUUUUAGGAUUAAAAAAGAAACGAGUUUGAUAAAAAAAAUUAAAAUACCUAAAAUUAAGGCACACAAAAUUUCAAAACCUAUCAAUAAAAAACCGACCGCUAAAAAAAAUCUUAUUAAACCUCCUGUUUUGAAUUUUAAUGUUCCGAUAUUACAAGAGGAACAAAAAAAUACUCCAAAUGAAUCUCCAGUACAAAUAUCACACCAAGCGUGGCCUCUUGCGCCCAGCGACAAAUCGCCAGUGAAAAUAAACAGUAUUUUCGGUUCAGAUGUUAACCAGCGUCGGGAGUUGUCUGGAUUUGGGCAGCAAAGCACUUUGUCACAUCCAUUUCAAAGUCAACAUUCCGACAUAAAUUCAAUAAAUAACGAUCAAGUGACUAAAAACUCUUGUCAAACGAGCAAUCAAGCUCUUUACUUUUCAAAUAGCGAAGAUUGUACUUUUAGCCAGUUGAAAAAUCCGAUGGUGAAUCCAACAGAAACAAACUGUAAUCCAACUGCUGAAAAUUGUAUUUACAAGAGCGCAACUGUUGAAUCUCAGUGUUUCCGAGAUACGAAUAGAGGAUCACCUACGGGACUUAUGGAAAUCAAUUCAGGAGUGCUCUUCGGAGAAGACAUGUCAUUCAACAAAUUGCCGUUGACAAACGUAAACGAAGCCGAAACGUUAUUUACAAAUCACAAGCAAACAAAUAUAUGUUUCUCAGAUCCACAAAGUUUAAAAAAACACUUGAAUGUACCCUUAUUUCCGGGAUCAUCAGUGGAAGUUUUAAACUCUAGUCAAUCAAAAAUUACAACAGGAACACAAGUCGACUUGUUACCAUCCCACUUAGUGUCGAAUCACGAACUAUCCAUCACAUUGAUACCUAAAAAUAAAAACACAUCUGAUAUUAGUAAAAAUACAUUGAAACGCAAAAGGGUAUCGAGAAAAUCUGACGUGCCAAACAAAUUCAUUGACCCGUAUGAUACAGAGAUUACUGUGAUACCGAAAAAAUCUCGUAAAUCGAAAAAACACUCUAUUUCGAAAUUCGAACGAAGUCAUGAAAAUGCAAUUGAUAAAUUCGACAAUUUAGCUGUACCACAUUUGGAUUUCGGUAUGUCAAUGAAUAAAGAAUCAGCAGAAGACAGUCGAAAAAAUUCUUCAGUAGAUAAUCGUGAUGUGUUGAAAAGUAAUCAGUUUACCGAAGAUAACAAUGUAGGAAAUGUAAAGAACCAUGUAGAAAAGCCGAAAAGCACUGAAAAGAAGACUAAAAGUAGUAUUCCAAUCAUGGACGAGCAUGUCAAGCCAAUGUUAUAUCCGCAUCCUACCGAUCUCAACACAUUGCAGUCAUUUAAUAAUUAUUGGAGUGCACACUUACCCCACUGUGCAAUAUGUGCUGGUUUUACGUUGAGCGAACAUAAGGGUAGUAAACCAAUGUCGCGAGAUUGGCAACAAUCGAAGCCCACUGUGUUACCUGAGAGCUCACCGAUUUGGGUUUCGACAGAACUGUUUGUUGCAAAUUCUUUAGAACAGAAGACAGAGCCAGAAAACAAUAAAUUAUUAAGAUGUAGAAAUUGCCAAGUCACAGUACAUGCUUCUUGCUAUGGAGUUACAGUAUUACCUUCAGAUGUACAUAAUUGGGCUUGUGAUAUUUGUCUAUUUGGAAAACAAUCUAUUAUGUGUUGUUUAUGUCCGAUGCGUGGUGGAGCUUUAAAAAGAACAAGUGACAGUCAGUGGGCGCACGUGCUUUGCGCGCUUCUCUUGGGUGCCAGGUUCAAGGAUCCUGUCAAAAAAGAACCCAUAAACGCAUUAUCCGUUAGUCGACCUGCCGUCGAAUUCGAAUGCUGCUACUGUAGACAGUGUAACGGAGCAUCCCUCAAGUGCUCCAAGCAAAACUGCAACGCUCACUUUCAUCUCACGUGCGGUCUCGCGAGCGGUGCGUCUCUUGUAACACCUGCCGACUCACAAUCACAAAUAAAGGUGCUUUGUAGCAGACACCGUGUUAAGGACAAAAUUCCAAUAAGGCAAGGAGAAUUUGUUUAUGCAAAACAUAAAAACCUGAGGUACUAUCAAGCAGAGGUAGUGUCAAUAUCAGACCAAAUCUUCUUUGGAGUGAAUUUCAAGGAAGGAACCUUGUGCGAUGAUUUGCCUCCAGAAGACGUUGUUAAUUAUAAAGCUGGAAUGACGCUGACAAAAGGAACAGAAAUAGAGGUGAAUUGGAACAAUAGUGGCAUUUUCCCAGCAAUUUUCGAAAGGAUAAAUCAUGAAAUCAUGUACACUAUUUUAUUCGAAGAUGGUUCCAAACGUUCAUUAAAACGGAAUCACGUUUACAGUUUAGAAGAUGAGUUACCAAAAAGAGUGCGAUCGCGAAUAUCAGCAGCCACGGAAAUGCAGCAUCGAGGGCAUCUGUACGGAAAUGAAAACGGUGAUGAGAUGCAAAGGAAAGUAAAACCACCGAAGAGAUUAUAAAAUUACCAAAAGUUCGAGGCCAUUUUGCGCUUUUUUAAAAUCCUACAUUAAAAGUCAUUUUUUAAUUUCUGUACAAUUUAUAGCUAGUUAAAUUUCUAUUUAUAAGCCAGUCAAAGGCUUGUGUUAGUAAGAUAUCAGGUGACCCAACUAAUGUGUUCACCAUAGUUUUUGCUCGCAUAGUAAAGUGGAAUGUUCUUAAUAAAGGCGGCUUGUAGGUUAAUUUUUUAUGAGAAUCACGAUGCUGCUGUCGGAUUCUCAAUUUAAGCCUGUUGAAAAUUUUUUUCAACUUUUACGGUUUUAUAAUUGAUCUGCGGCUUUUAUUGCGACGAAGGUAAGAUCAUCCAGUUUUACCUGGAAACGAUUUUUGGAAGAUAAAAAUAAUAUUUUUUAUGAUUUAACAUUAAAAUAACAUCAAACUACGGUCGUACGAAGCCCUUCACUUGUCGUACAUGGUAUGGUACACUGUAAUAAUUAGUUGUUUGUCCCGGUAUCAAAACAGUACAAUAAUUUAAAACUAAAUACUAUUCAAUAAGUGAUGGCUGAUUAUUGUAAGUGCAUUUUUUAUUACCUCAUACAGUAUCACUUGUUUAUCGUUAAAGUUCAUAUGUAUUAGAAAAAAACCAUGCUUGAGACAUUAGUCGGUUCACCCAAUAUAGUUAAUUAUAAGACACAAUUGUACAAAUGCAGAAAGUACUGUACCAGAUUUUAUGUUUAGUCAAUUUAAGAAGUUGUAUCGUUUAUUUUUUAUGAACGUUUCUAUAACUUGAGUAAAACUUGUAAAUUUAUGGCGCAAAAGAUAAAAACGAUUGUGAAAAGUGAUUUAUGUUAAUUGUAUUUCUACUAUCAUCGUAUAAAAUAGUUGUAUUUGUACGUAGACUAUGAAUUUAAUGAGUUGAUAAUUUGAAUGAAUUUUUUUUAUCAAUAAGUUGAUUGUUUGAAUGUGCGUAAACCCUAUUUCUUACAAGAAUAAUUAAAUCUCGUGGGAGUGUGUGCAGAAUAUUAUUAAAUAUAAACUGAUAGCAAAAUAAAGUCAUUCUGCAAGUAUGCAGAUUUACUGUAGAUACACGUCGAGCGCUGUGCACACACGUAUAUUUGUAACAAAGUACUUGGCUUGCUUGUAUAGAGCACCAUCGUUAAUAAGUAAAUAUUAAUACAUAUAUAUAUAUAUAUAUAUAUAU